Messenger RNA from Adineta steineri, 453 nucleotides. The record is from the annotation of a GenBank genome assembly. Lineage: Eukaryota; Metazoa; Rotifera; Eurotatoria; Adinetida; Adinetidae.
AUGCCUCGUCGUUCAGGUGGUAGUGGAAUGCGAUUUUCUUCCCCAUCUAGAGCUCCUCCUCCACGAUCAACUCAUGCUAUUGUAGCACCUCCUCCAGCAGUUCCUGCUCCUAUCAUGGCUCCAGUUGGCCGCCAACCUGGCUUAUUUGGACAGAUGGCUGCUACAGCUGGUGGAGUUGCCGUUGGUUCAGCCGUUGGACAUACUAUUGGUGCUGCAUUAACUGGUGGAUAUCAUGGUCAUGAACAACCAGUUGCUACGCAAACAACAACUGGUCCAACAGCUGAACCACUCUAUCAGGAUCCUACUGACAGAUAUAGUACUGAUCGAUGUAAUUUAUAUCAAAAAGAAUUUCUUGAAUGUCUUGAUAAUGCAAAUGGAGAUUCUAAGCAAUGUCAAGGAUUCUGGGAAGCUUUAAAAGAAUGUCAACGAUAUCAAAGUUCUGCAACAAUUUAA